GAACUCAAUUCCUUAUGAUUCUAACCAACCAACCAACCCAUUGAAUCAUCAUCCAACAUUUCAACAAAAUAUUUGGGUUUAAUCUUAAUUCUUCAUACAACAUUCCAUUUGAUCAAUGGUCUGAAUCCCAAUUCCAUUUCUGCAUGCAUAUAUUUUCCGAUGGAUUCAUCGGUUUCUGCCACCAUCUCCACCGUCACUCUUCCACCACCGCCGCCGCCACCACCACCGUCGUCUUCUGCCUCCGACCCUCUUCUCCCACAUGCUUCAUCCCAGGAAGAUCAAUAUGUAGCAUCCAUAACAGAAGAGCAUGAAGUAACCUGUUGGGGGUGUGGAUUAAUCUUGAUUCUUUCACCCUACACACCCAUUUUCAAAUGCGGUUGGUGUGGAGCCGUAACGAAUCAUAAUUCAGUUAAAGGCGACAACAGUCACUUUUGGUGGAGACGUUUGCGAGACAGAUGUUUCGUCUGUAUUCUCCUGCUAUUUAUGUUCUUCAUUAUAGGUGGCGGUAUCUGGGCUAUUUAUCCCAUUGUUUUUUCCAGAAGUUAUUUUUGCGGCGUGCUUCAUAUAACUAUAUCGGUUAUGUUAUCGAUAACGACACUUUGCACUUACAUCCUAUCGGCAUUUCGGUCUCCUGGUGCACCACCACUCAUACCUUGGGGUAGCUAUCCAGCUGUCGGGAAAGGUGGACUUGAAGGCUACACGUUUUGUAACUACUGUUCGAAACCAAAAUCGUCUAAUAGUCAUCAUUGUCGCUCGUGUGGCAUGUGUGUAUUGGAUAUGGAUCAUCAUUGCCCCUUUAUUGGGAAUUGUGUUGGUGCUGCAAAUCAUCGAGUCUUUAUCCUCUUCUUAAUCUCAGCAGUGAUAAGUAACUUUUACGUUUCGAUCAUAUCUUCAUACGCAGCAUAUUACAUCUGGCCACCGAUAAGAAACCUUCCUAUAUCGGUUUUAAGUGGGUCCACCGACUACAUGUUGGUGUACGGAUUCCUGAAGGAAAUAGCUUUCGCGUUCUUUGCGUCGGUAGAAUCGUUAUCCCUCCGAGGUUUUGUUCUUGUUUAUCUAUUUAUCGCAGGCGUUUCAGUGGAAAUCGGGUUAUGUGUGCUUUUAUGGCAGCAAAUGUCUUACAUAUACGAAGGGAAGACGUAUUUAAUUCAUUUGAGUUCUCGUGGGACCAACCGAAAUGGCAAGAAAGAUUGCCAAAAUAUUGUUCGGUUCUUCGGGUGCCCUUAUUCGGCAACUAGAUGUCUGCUAGGGUUUUGGAAUGCUAGAAAGAUACACACAAAGUGAACCAUAUUGUUCUCGUUAACGUAACCAACGUACGCAUGAGUAGGUCCGUCGUCACGGGGCCUGCUUGUUUUAUGCUGUGAAAGUAAGAAAGUUUUUGAUUUUUCAGUGGAGCAUAAGAUAUGAUGUUUUGUAUGUGUUCUAAAAACUCUUUUUUUGUUGGGUAAAUUUUUUUUUUUUUUUAA
Helianthus annuus (common sunflower) is the source of this 1466-nucleotide messenger RNA. Its product is annotated as protein S-acyltransferase 11. Lineage: Eukaryota; Viridiplantae; Streptophyta; Magnoliopsida; Asterales; Asteraceae. Bases 160 to 1284 code for a protein of 374 amino acids. The record is from RefSeq and is a predicted model, not a curated record. Gene Ontology annotation, molecular function: palmitoyltransferase activity. The transcript has 4 exons.